GGCUCAGAUCUCACUACGGCCCAUACGUUCGCCCUAUCCAAAUCCGAGUACAGAAAAGCAGUCGUAGACUCGCGGUGGCUCUGGCGCCGAUGGCAACCGCGAAGCCAACGGCGCCGGCACCGCACGCGUGGGCCGCCGCCUUCACGCAGAUUCUGCCCCCGCGCGCGCCACGACGCCGAAGGGCAGGGGCUGUGAGGGCCUCGCCUCCUUCCACCGCCGGCAGCGGAGACGCCGGCGAGCUUCUUCCUGCCCGGCUCCAGCCGAACGCGCGGCAACCGCUCUGGCACGGCGGCGGAUUCAGCCUCGGCGUGGACUUGGGAGACGCCCGCACGGGGCUCGCCGUCGGCAGGGGCAUCACGCAACCUCGCCCUCUCACGGUUCUCAAGCUGCGGGGCCAGAAGCUGGAGCUGGUGCUGCUCGACGUAGCUCAGGAGCAGGAGGCGGACGAGCUGAUCGUCGGGCUUCCGGUGUCGGCCGACGGGAGGGAGACGCCGCAGUCCAACAAGGUCCGAAGCGUCGUCGGGAGGCUCGCCAUCCAAGCCGCCGACAGGGGGUUCAGGGUUUAUCUGCAGGAUGAACAUGGAACAUCAAUGGACGCCCUUAACUACAUGAUCUCCAGGGGAGUUAAGAGGACUGGUCGUGACGUCAAAUCUGAUGCGUAUGCCGCCGUGAUGAUUUUGGAGAGAUAUUUUUCAUCAUCGGGUCAAGAGACUAAGAUUGUUCUUCCAAAGCAACAGGAACUGCAGGACAAACUAAUGGCUCAAUCAAGGCAGUAUGAUGAUAUCUACUAGGAAGGCAUGUCUUCUACUCUAUGAUCUCUAUCCAACUUUAGACACCAUACUACUUACGACUAGUAGAAUUUAGAUAACAAUUCUGUUGUGUUAAUGACUUCUCUUCUGGCUUUACACCUUCAGGAGUUAGUGCGAUCACUAACUUCAAUCGAUUAUGGAGAGUUUUCCUUUUCUGCUGUGGCAAAUUUGUCAAUCCUUGUUUUUUAAGUCUAAGACCAGAUGGAUAUUGAGUAGCUUGGGCAUUGCUUACUGUCAUGGUCAGCUCUUGUAUGGGUCAUCUAGCUACACUCUAUUUUCCAGAUACUUGCCUGCCUGAUUCAUAACAUUGUAGAUAAACGUUAUGAUGUGCUGCUGCACUGCUA
Messenger RNA from Brachypodium distachyon (stiff brome), 1153 nucleotides. Its product is annotated as putative pre-16S rRNA nuclease. The transcript is spliced from 6 exons. Gene Ontology annotation, biological process: rRNA 5'-end processing. The coding region runs from base 90 to 791 and encodes 233 amino acids. The record is from RefSeq and is a predicted model, not a curated record. NCBI's taxonomy places the organism in Eukaryota, Viridiplantae, Streptophyta, Magnoliopsida, Poales, Poaceae.